Angiostrongylus costaricensis is the source of this 1431-nucleotide messenger RNA. Lineage: Eukaryota; Metazoa; Nematoda; Chromadorea; Rhabditida; Metastrongylidae. The record is from the annotation of a GenBank genome assembly.
AUGUCGUUUUGUGUUCGUCGCUCUGUCGCUGCUUUUCAGAAGAGCAUUGAGGUCGUCAUAGAUUUCGUCCUCUUCGACUGCGACUUAUCGCGAACCUCUUCGUAUCCUCGUUUUGAUGAACGUGUCCGAUUUUCGCUACUUUUCAGUGCGCCGUCGAGCGGCCUGCCAUGGCCGGCUUCGCGCAUCGGAAUCGAAGGGAAGUUCCGUCAUUGUGCUCCAUUAAUGUUUCAGAUCAAAACGAGCAUAGAAAGCGCCGACUCGAACUACAGCCACCACGACGACGAUGUGGAGCUGGAGGCCGGCAAUCGGGAGACAUUACGACGAGACGCUGAACGCCAGGCCGCGCUUCAACUUGAAAGAGCUAAGUACAAGCCGGUGGCUUUCGCCAUCUGCACGAAUGUCGAGUACGACGGCUCGCUGGACGACGACUCUCCUGUGCACGGAUGUGCGGUCUCGUUUAAAGUCAAGGAUUUUCUACAUAUCAAAGAGAAGUACAAUAACGAUUGGUGGAUUGGUCGAUUAGUGAAAGAAGGUCAUGAUCUUGGAUUCAUUCCAUCACCAGUGAAACUGGAAUCUCUUCGACAACAAACCGCCAAAGCCGGCAAGUUCAAGCAGUCCAGCUCGGCGACGAAUUUGGGAGCUCUUGACAACAUGAUGCCCCGCAGCGAUUCUAGAGGCUCUACACCCCCUACACCCGAAGAUGAGGAAACCAUCGCCAAGAAAAUGACGAAUAUUGUUACGACUCCACCGACCAAAGAGAAGAAGAAGUUGAUUUUCAAGAAGCAAGAAAAUUUGCCUCCUUACGACGUCGUGCCGUCGAUGCGGCCUGUAGUAUUGGUAGGACCAAGUCUGAAGGGCUAUGAGGUGACCGAUAUGAUGCAGAAGGCCGUCUUUGACUAUUUGAAACAUCGAUUUGAGGGACGAAUUAUUAUCACAAGAGUGACUGCUGAUAUUUCACUGGCAAAACGAUCACUUCUUAAUAAUCCGAACAAAAGGGCAUUGAUGGAGCGCGGAAAUUCUCGAACAAACAACAGUCUCGCCGAGAUACAGACAGAAAUCGAGCGCAUUUUCGAGCUCGCCCGUUCGAUGCAGCUCGUCAUCCUCGACUGCGACACAAUCAACCACCCGAGUCAACUCGCCAAAACCAGCCUCGCUCCCAUACAUGUGUAUAUAAAGAUCAGCUCACCAAAGGUGUUACAACGGCUUAUCAAAUCGAGGAACAAAUCACAAUCUCGCAAUAUGAACGUGCAGAUGGUGGCUGCAGAGAAACUGGCUCAGUGCCCACCGGCGUACUGGAGAGCUACCCAUCCGCCAGUUCGUAGCCCACCGAGAAUAAAACGAAAUCCGAUGGAGAAUCGUGGUCCUACACAGAUUUUUACCGCUGCUCAAAUGAUGCAGGUAGUUCAGAAUGUGUCGUCGGAGUUUAGUUAG